Messenger RNA from Symbiodinium natans, 2076 nucleotides. Lineage: Eukaryota; Dinophyceae; Suessiales; Symbiodiniaceae. The record is from the annotation of a GenBank genome assembly.
AUGGCGGGCCUAGAUUCCUUGGAUGCCUUGGCGCUCGAGUCGUUGUUUCCCCACGCGCUGAGAGGCGAAACAUCGCACCGCUGUCACAGGGACAGCGAGGGCGGCGACGAAAACCUGCUCAGCUCGGAAGGGCUUUUCACUGUCUUGGAGCAUGUGCCUUUUGUCUCCAGUGGCCUGCAGGCGAUGCACGAAUACUUGGGCAACGAGACUGCGCUGGAGCGUGCGCGGCAGGCGGACCCCAUCGGCCCGAAUGGUUUCAUCACGCAUGCGGCCGAGCAUGUGCCAAUAGUGAACUCUGUGGUUCAAGCCGUGCACAAGGCCGGUGACGACGGCGAGGCUUUGCAGCGUGCCAGGAGCCGCGAUCCCAUUGGGAGCCACGGAUAUCUGACCAAAGUCUUCGAGCACAUCCCUCUCGUCUCGGAUGGCAUGGUGGCGAUCCACAAGUAUCAUGGAGAGGACCUAGCAGCCGAACGGGCGCGAGGGUACUCCCUCGCAAAGCUGUUAAGCAAGGACGGUGCAAUUACCCGCGUUGCUGAGCUUGUGCCCGGGUCCAACCUGGUUGCCGUUCUCGGCCACUACAUGAAUGGUGACAAGGAGCGUGCUGCUCGCGCCAUGAACCUUGUGGACAGCCCCCUGGUUGGCUGGUCCUCCAUCGACGAUCCCAACAGUGGCCUCUGGCAGGUCGCCGAACUCAUCCCGGGCACUGAUGCUGUGGCCUUCGCUGUGCAUCUCCAAUCAGGGCAUUAUGCCCAAGCGCUCCGCAGCAUCACGAAGACGAGCUGGGUGAACGUGAUGACCAGUGAGAUGACGUUCUUCAUCCACUGCCCCGCCGCCUGCGAGACCUGGUGCGAGAAGGUGGACAUCCUACAGGUCGACGUCCUCCCCAGGCAGCUGUCGCUGGUGGUGGGCCUGUCAGACGUGGUCACCAACUUCCUUCGUGAAGAUCGGGAGGUUCUGCUCUGCGGUAUCCCGGGCUGCGGCAAGGAUGCCAUCGGCCGCGCUUGCGCCCGCGAGUUUCCUGAGGCUGCGGCCCUCUCCCAGGACGAGCAUGGGGGGAGCGCGACGAGCACGCGAGCGGCCUUCGAAGUGCUCCUCUCACGGAACGCCUCGCCCAUCUUCGUCCUCCGGAAUGGUGUCGACGUGGGGGACCGGCUUCCCUUCCUUCUGCCGGCCCGGACCGCCGGCUACCGCGUGAUGGCCGCAUUGCCGGGGGAGCUGGCGCAGGGCGCCGACCGCAAGGCAGCCCUUUUUCUCGCUUCGGUGUCUGGCUGCUAUGGACGGCUUAAGGAGGGCGGGCGGAGUGGACACGAAACGCUGACAGUGACGGAGAAGCUGGCGAAGCCCGCCCAGGUGUGCCUGGACUUUCUUCGGAGCUUCCGUGCGCCCUCUGCUCCUGGUGAGGUGGACGCAGUGCUGCAGCUGCAGUUUCUUCUCCCUGACUUGUCUGACUUCAGCCGUUCUUUGAGCAUCUCCCUCGAUGAGGUGGCUGUGGACAUGCGCAAGGGAAAGGCCCUCCCAGAUGCCGUUGCGCAGGUCCUCGAGGGCCCCUUCGAGGCCGCCCAGGCACAGCUGGCGCCCUUCGCCGCGGCGCGGCGGCCCCUGCAGGAGCUCAUCCGUGAGCUGGCAGACUGGUGCAAGAGUGAGCGGGGUAAGCCCUGCACGCCCACUGAAGCCACGGCACCUCGUAAACCAGCCGACACGAAGCAGCUGCAGCGAGCGGCAAAGAUCCGUGCGGCAGUUGAGCAUCUCGUGGCGCCCUACAACCUGGAAAGCUGCCGGCCGAACGGCUCCACCGUGACGACCUGCGUUUGGGUCCCGACUGCGACAGGCUUGCGGCCGGCCUGGCCACCCUCGUACUUCUGUGGGGCCCCGCAGUUGCGCAAGAUGAACACGACUCAAGAGGACGUCCUGGCCGCCGCGCGCGAAAGCAGCGCGUCGGAGGGCCCGCUCCAAGAUGGGGACAAGGGCGUGCGCAUCGAGGUGAUCGAAUCCUCGGAGCACCCCGGUCCCUUCGUUGGGCCGGUGGACCCGCUGCCGGAGCCCUGCCGAGUGAAGCUGAAGUGCCCAAAUCUCUGA